Messenger RNA from Lathyrus oleraceus (garden pea), 1154 nucleotides. RefSeq lists its product as uncharacterized. The record is from RefSeq and is a predicted model, not a curated record. Bases 261 to 941 code for a protein of 226 amino acids. Lineage: Eukaryota; Viridiplantae; Streptophyta; Magnoliopsida; Fabales; Fabaceae. The transcript has 2 exons.
UAGCCUUUCGGUGAUUGGUUUCAACUACUUUCACUCUCUCUACUCUAUUUUCCCCCUUUCAUAAACCAUUUUUUGCAAUCUUAACUCAAUGCUAAUCCUCCUAGCCCCCCAUAACUUUUUCACACACCAAAAUCCAAAUAAAGCUGCAAUUUCUGACUUCUCAACCCUAUAAUUCCCAACACAAACACACUUCUCUCUCUCACUCACUCUUCUCUUCCUUUGACUCCAAAAAAACAGAGUCCCCUGUUCAGAAACAGAGCAUGGCAAUUGAAUUAUGCAAUGAAAUAUCCAUCUCUCCCGGAAUCAGUCCUCGAAUCUCAUUCUCACACGAUCUAAAAUCCUCAACCGGUUCAAUCCCCGUCGAACCUCCCCACAUUCACUCCGAUUUACGUCUCCUAGACUCCACCGCCUCCGAUUUCGUAUUCACAGUCACCACUACUUUAUCCCAACAAUUCUCUUCCGCUGACGAACUUUUCUCUAACGGAAAGAUCAUUCCGUUGAAGAUAAAAAAUAUUAUCUCUAACGAAAAGAUCUUUCCUGUUAAAAAGAGUUCAUCAUCAGAUAAAUUCUUUGAGCCUGUUCUAAAAACGAAGAGGCUCAAAGAAUUCUUAUCAGAUGAAACUGACAACGAAGAAGAGAAAUCAACAUCAACAUCAACCUCAUCUAAGCAUUUCUGGCAAUUCAAAAGAAGUAGCAGUUUGAACAUCGAUACAUCUAGACGGAGUAGCUUGAUUCGAUCGCUACAGUUUCUGUCAAGAAGCAAUUCAACGGGUUCAGCGCCGAAUCCAAAGCAAACACAGAAGCAGAAUUUGCAGAAACAAUCCUCUGUUUCGAGUAGUAGAAGAUCUUCGUCUUCAUCAUCAACUUCAACCUGCAUGGAGGGAAGGAAGGAACAAAAAAAAAAAGGAACUGACAAAGGUGUCUACAAUGGACAACUUUAAAUGAGGUUUUGUUGUACCAUAAAGAUACUUUUCGAUGAACCGUUGGUGAUAGAUAUUGUUUCAAUUUCCAUCAUAGUUUAGGCCUUUAUAUAUUUGAAAAAUGAAAAUGUUGUAUAAUCUGUUUCAUGCAAUGGUGUUAGUUAAUGCUAUUUGUACUCGGGAAUUGUCAUGUUUCGGAGAUUGACCUAUAUGUCUCAUAGUGUAAUGGUGUUG